GAUAAUAUUAUGGAGCAUAAAAAGAGUGGAGUGUUAAGAACUGUGCUCACCAUAGAAACCAAGCAAGAGAUAAUAGCCAAAGUAGAAAGUGGGCAGAAGAUGUCUGAUAUUGCUAGACAGUGUGGCUUGAACAAAUUACAGUAGGCACAAUCUUAGCUAAGAAAGAUAUAAUCAAGAAGACUCAAAGAGCAGAUGUGAUCAAAGACUCAAAGAUGUGCCAUCCAUGAAAAAAUGGAGAGAUUGCUUUUAAUUUGGAUAAAAGAAAGGGAAAUGAAAAAUGAUGUAACUAGUAUGACUAUCAUUUAAGAGAAAGCUAGAGAAAUUUUUGAAGAACUGAAGAAACAAACUCCACAUUCAUCACAUGAGGAGAUAGAAUUCAAAGCUACUACUGAAUGGUUUUCAAAGUUUAGAAGGAGAACUGGCAUUAAACAUGUGGUAAUUCAUGGUGAGUCUGCUAGUGCAGAUAAAGAAGCAGAGGAGUUCUGUCUCAAAUUUGACGAAUUCAUUAAAAAAGAAGGAUAUUGUCCACAACAAAUUUUCAAUUGUGAUGAAACUGGUUUAUUUUGGAAGCACAUGUCGACCGUACCUACAUUACGAAAGAAGAGAAAAUAUUCCUGGGCAUAAACCCAUGAAAGACCGAUUGACGUUACUUUUGGGAGCUAAUGCUAGUGGUGAUAUGAAGCUUAUCCUGCUUCUUGUCUAUCACUCUGAGAACCCUAGAGCAUUCAAAAUAAAUUCCAUAAUUAAAGAAAAACUGCCAGUGAUGUGGAGAUCGAAUAAAAGAGCACGGGUCAUGCAGGCUCUUUUCAAAGAAUGGCUGUUUGAAGUUUGUGCUCCAAGCAUCAAGGAUUACCUUCAGACUAAUGAAUUGCCAUUAAAAGCACUGUUGCUAUUGGACAAUACACCAGGACACUCAAAAGACCUUGAAGAUAAUUUGCUGGAAGACUUUCCUUGGCUGACAGUUCAGUUUCUACCUCCAAAUAACACUUCGUUGAUUCAACCAAUGGAUCAAGAGGUUAUUGCAGGUUUCAAGAAAUUGUACAUUCGAGCACUGUUUCGUUGGUAUUUUGAAGCAUGCCAAUUCUCCUCAAUGAUGACAUUAAAAACGUUUUGGAAAGAAAAAUUUGAUAUUCUUGAAGCUAUAUGGCUCAUUCAAAAGACAUGGUCAGAAGUCACUAAACAACAGUUGAAUUCUGCUUGGCGAAAGCUGUGUCCCUCCUGCAUUCAGGGAGAGAGAGGUGAUGUCCCUGAAAUUACGGAUGAAAAUGUGACAACUGAUAGAGAUUUGUAAUUGGAAGUGACUAAAGAUGACAUUGAAGAGCUCAUAGUGGAAUCUGAAACUGAUCUGACGACAGAAGAACUCCAAGAACACUUAAAUGAUCACCAAGAAAUUCAGUGAUAUGGGUUUUCUUCUGAAAAAGAGGAAGAUGAAAAAUGAUCAAUGCCAACAUCUGCUAUUAAAGUUCUUUUGAAGAAAUGGGAGGAUGUUAGAACAAUGAUCUUAGAAUGGCAUCCAAACCAAGUUGAGGUUAAUAGACUUGGGGAUCUCUAUGACGACAAUGCUAUAAAUUACUUCUGAAAAAUCCUGAAGAAAAGAGAAAAGCAAUCAACAUUAGACAGAUUCUUUAAUCCCUACAAACGGACAAAAGACUAAUAAAAA
Messenger RNA from Centruroides sculpturatus (bark scorpion), 1660 nucleotides. Its product is annotated as tigger transposable element-derived protein 1-like. The coding region runs from base 443 to 1291 and encodes 282 amino acids. Gene Ontology annotation, molecular function: DNA binding. The record is from RefSeq and is a predicted model, not a curated record. The transcript has a single exon. Gene Ontology annotation, cellular component: nucleus. NCBI's taxonomy places the organism in Eukaryota, Metazoa, Arthropoda, Arachnida, Scorpiones, Buthidae.